UAUUGUCUGUUGUGUUGUCAAGUAUCUAUUAUGGCAACCACCUGUCUCUAAUUGAUGAUCAUCAAUUAUAACUAGCUGAUGUUAGUCAGUCAUAGCUCUUUCAGCUAUCAACUGUUAAGGAAUGGAUAGUAGUGUGAGCACACCCCUAGUUCAUGCCCCAGUCGUCCCCCUUCACUCUCCCCAACGCCUCAUGUCCCCCUCACGACUGGCCAAACUCCCACCUAUAACCUCCAACCAGGACGAAUCCCAAUACCUGCACACAGCCAAGUCAGAGCUCAAGGACUCCAUGCACCACUUACUUGAUGAGGCACAGACAGUCGAAAUAAGAAUGCAAACUGCUGUCGAGACUCUCUGGAAAGGAAUGGUUGAUUUGAUGGAAUCAAAGGAGGGAGCCUUCAAGAGAAAUCUUUUAAAAGAGAAAGAGGAACUGGCUAUAGCAACCGCGCAACUAAAGAGACUAACAGAGAGAGAAGCAGCACUAGCCAGUCAGAAUACCAAGCAGAGUGUUGACUUGGUUGCGGCCGAAAAGCGACACCAAUCACUACAGGAAGAACUCACCAGAGUUAAAGGAGAACUGAAAUCAAAGGAAAAUGAGCUUAGCUCUACGCGUGAAGACUCAAAAUCCAAGUCAGACAAAUCCAGUACAGAGAUGGAUGCCCUGAGGAAAAAAUCAAUUGAACAGUCAAAACUUAUUAAAGAGUACCAAGAAAAGGUAUCUAAGAUGACUGAGAAGCUACAGAAGUUGUCCGGAGAUAUCAUUUCAGAAAAGGAAUUGUCACAGCAACUGCAGAAGAAUUCCACUAGUCAGAUGAACCAAAAGACGUCGGAGAACAGAAAAAUGGCAUUAGAAAUUUCUAAGCUUAAGGCUCAGCUAGCUUCCAAUACAACCACACUGUCAGCCACUAAAGAAGAAGUCAAGAAACUAGAAACACAGUUGAAAAGUUUGGUAGGUGAUUCGGAGGAAAUUGUGUCAAGCUUGAACAAGAAGCACAAUGCAGUAAUAAAGUCACUUGAAGAGAAGAUACAGCUGCUGAAAAAAGAACUGGCUAGACAGCAAGCUACCCAUGAAAAAGAAAUCCAUAUGUUGAAUGAGAAGGUUCAUAAUGCACUACGCACUAGUGCUGGUGAAGAUGACUACAUGCUAGCAAGGAUCAAGUUCCUUCAACACCAGAACCAGCAAGAAAAAGUGAAACUACAGCAACAGAAAACCAAGUAAUUAUGUAUGUCUUUCGAUGGACAUCUUAAAAAUUGACUGACUGUUUGCGAUGUCACUGUUUAGCUCAUUUUACUGGUAUUUAAUUCUAGAUCUUGCUUAAGUUGCGAAAUCAUUUAAUUACUCGCAAGUGGUUUUAAUUGCAA
Molecule: messenger RNA, 1359 nt
Organism: Halichondria panicea
Lineage: Eukaryota; Metazoa; Porifera; Demospongiae; Suberitida; Halichondriidae
Product: leucine-rich repeat and coiled-coil domain-containing protein 1-like
Exons: 8
Coding region: 122-1216 (364 amino acids)
Source: RefSeq, a predicted model, not a curated record